Bursaphelenchus xylophilus (pine wood nematode) is the source of this 4387-nucleotide messenger RNA. Lineage: Eukaryota; Metazoa; Nematoda; Chromadorea; Rhabditida; Aphelenchoididae. The record is from the annotation of a GenBank genome assembly.
AUGUCAGCUACGCCCAGCUCCGACAAGGACUACAGUAAGGUAAGAGGGAAUUGAGGGUUGGAAGAAAUUGGUAUUAUUUUAAAAUUUUUUAUAUUACACUAGAUAAAGUUGGAUAGUAGCUGUGAAUUUUUGUUAUGAAGAUAAUGUUUAGAUCCUGGAAACCCUCCGUGAAGGCUUCGAGAGUGGCGCGAACGCCUCGUUGGAGAAUCGCAAGGCCAAUUUGACCGCACUGAAACAUCUGAUCGUGGAGAAUGAAGACGCGAUUUGUGAAGCACUUUGGGCCGAUUUGUAUAAAGUAAGGUGUUUUUGAGCAGUUUUAGAGAGUAUACUUGGAUAAAACAGAAACAUUUUUAAUCCUUAAAAAGAGAUUUCUGCCGAAAAUUUAAGAUUUUUUAACCGUGUCAUCAAUUUUGCCCUAUUAUUUGAAAAAAAUUGAAUAUCUCAAAAAUGCCUGCAGGGCAUGAUCUGAAAUUUUUAGUGAAUAAAAUGUGAAGCAUUUAGAGGACUGCUGCAAAAUUUGAAGAAAAUCGACAGAGGCAAUUUUGAGUUGUUGACCUCCGAAAAUCAAUGUCUACUACAAUAUCGCAAUUUUUUUGAAUAUCUCAAAAUUGUCUGCAGGGCAUGAUCUGAAAUUUUUAGUGAAUAAAAUAUGAAGCAUUUAGAGGACUGCUGCAAAAUUUGAAGAAAAUCGGCCGAAUAAAUUUUGAGUUGUUGACUUCCGAAAAUCACUGUCUACUACAAUAUCGCAAUUUUUUUGAAUAUCUCAAAAUUGUCUGCAGGGCAUGAUCUGAAAUUUUUAGUGAAUAAAAUAUGAAGCAUUUAGAGGACUGCUGCAAAAUUUGAAGAAAAUCGGCCGAAUAAAUUUUGAGUUGUUGACUUCCGAAAAUCACUGUCUACUACAAUAUCGCAAUUUUUUUGAAUAUCUCAAAAUUGUCUGCAGGGCAUGAUCUGAAAUUUUUAGUGAAUAAAAUAUGAAGCAUUUAGAGGACUGCUGCAAAAUUUGAAGAAAAUCGGCCGAAUAAAUUUUGAGUUGUUGACUUCCGAAAAUCACUGUCUACUACAAUAUCGCAAUUUUUUUGAAUAUCUCAAAAAUGUCUACAGGGCAUGAUCUGAAAUUUUUAGUGAAUAAAAUAUGAAGCGUCCAGAGAACUGCUGCAAAAUUUGAGGGAAAUCGGUUGAAACAUUUUUAAGUUGUUGACCUCCGAAAAUCAAUGUCUACUACAAUAUCCGAAACUUUUUUAUAACCCCUCUAAGAUUCCUCUCCUUUUCCAGAGUCAAUUCGAAUCGGUUGCCCACGAAACCAGCCACACUGUCAACGAGAUCAACACCGCCAUUUCGAAUCUAAAGUGCUGGACUGCGCCGGAAAAAGUGACCCGAUUCCUGCUCCAGGCCGCCGACGCCGCUUACAUCCAACCCGAGCCCUUGGGCGUCGUCCUAAUCAUUGGAGCGUGGAAUUUCCCGGUUCAGCUUCUCCUAGCACCAGUUGUUGGGGCUCUGGCCGCUGGAAAUACGGUAUUUUUGAAGCCCUCGGAGCUGGCUCCGGCCACGGAGAAAUUGUUCUUGGAAUUGUUUCCAAAAUACAUAAAAGAGAAUGUCGUGAAGGUUGUCAAGGCCGAUAAAGAUGAGACUGGGUGAGUAAAAUGGUUGUUUUUUAUAGGGCGAAGAGCUUGAGACCUUAUUUUAGAGUACUACGAGAAAUUUCUAAAAAAUGUGUCAUCAUGACACAUUUUUGGAAAAAUGAAAAAUCGUUGUUUUUUGUGGUAAAAGGAAUAGGAAAAUGCAAUGUGCGUUGAAUCCGAAAAUGUGUUUUGAUGCUAUAGACCUUAUUUUAGAGUCUAACGAGAAAUUUCUAAAAAUGUGUCAUCAUGACACAUUUUUUGAAAGAUGAAAAAUCGGUGGUUUUUGUGGCAAAAGGGAAUCGGAAAGUGCGUUUUGAUGCUAUAGACCUUAUUUUAGAGUACUACGAGAAAUUUCUAAAAAAUGUGUCAUCAUGACACAUUUUUGGAAAAAUGAAAAAUUGGUGGUUUUUAUGGUAAAGGGUUUAGGAAAAUGUGUUUUGAUGCUAUAGACCUUAUUUUAGAGUCUAACGAGAAAUUUCUAAAAAAUGUGUCAUCAUGACACAUUUUUGGAAAAAUGAAAAAUUGGUGGUUUUUAUGGUAAAGGGUUUAGGAAAAUGUGUUUUGAUGCUAUAGACCUUAUUUUAGAGUCUAACGAGAAAUUUCUAAAAAAUGUGUCAUCAUGACACAUUUUUGGAAAAAUUAAAAAAUCGGUGGUUUUUGUGCUAAAGGGCUUGAGAAAAUGGGUUUUAAUGUUAGAAAUUAAAUUUUUCUUUUUUUUCAGCGAGAUCCUGAAGCUCCGUUUCGACCACAUCUUCUUCACCGGCUCCACGAAUGUCGGCAAAAUUGUAAUGAAAGCCGCGGCCGAAAACUUGACCCCAGUCACCCUGGAACUUGGCGGAAAAAGCCCGGUUAUCAUUGAUUCGGAUGUCGAUCUCUACACUACGGCCAGGAGAACCAUGUGGGGGAAACUGCUGAACGCCGGCCAAGUUUGUGUCGCUCCCGACUACGCGAUUAUCAUUGGAGAUUCGGAAAGAAGAGACAAAUUUGUGGAGGAAUGCAUCAAGAACGUCAAAGAGUUCUAUGGGGAAAACGCCAAGGAAAGCGAACAUUAUGGAAGACUCGUCAAUACGAUCCAGUUCGAGUGAGUUUUUUGGAGUGACAAAUGAUUGGAGGUUUGGAAAAAAAUUGAUGUAAUUUGAUGGGUAAAGUAAUAUAUUAGCUGAAUGAUAUAUUAUUUUAGAGACAAUUCCAGGGGCUUUUGAAUGUAAUAUUAAAUGGAUUUUUGAACUGGGUAUGGAGCUUUGAGUUUUCGGCAUGUUAAUUUAGACGUCAGAUGAGUUUGAUGUGUGGCACAAAAAAGGUUGCUGCUUGAUGGGUAAAAUAAGAUGAAGGCUAAAUGAUAUGUCAUUUUGAAGCUGAUUGCAUAGACUUUCACAAAUCCUGAUCAGAUCUUUUGAUUUCGGAGGAUAUUUUGCGAUAUGGCCAUAUUGAUUUUGACAUUAGAUGAGCUUGGUAAAAGAAAACAAAGUGGUCGCUGCUAGAUCGAUUAAAUAGCAGCUACAUGGUCUCGUACUUGGUUUAAAAGUUUGUUUUAUGGGCUUUCGAACGUAGUAAUCACUUUCUUGAUGCGGGUUUUAUGAAUCGAGUUAUGACCAUGUUGAUUUAGACAUUAGAUGAGCCUGGUAGCGGAUGAAAAGUUGGUGGCUGUCACAUGGAAAAAAUAGUAUCAGACUUAGUUACGGUAUCAUUUGAAAGCUGAUCUCAUAUAUUUUGUAAUAGUUAAAGAGGUUAUUUACAUAAGGCAAUCUUUCUUGUCGUUUGGCAGUGUUAAAGUUAGGGGUAGAUGACCAUUGGUAAGAUUGACAAAAAUUUGUUUUAAUGUCCAUUUAUACCCGAAAUAUGAUUGCCGUAUAAUUUCAGCCGUCUUUCCAAGGUUCUCUCCGAAUCCAGCGGCAAGAUGAACUACGGAGGAGCCAAAGAUCGCGACUCCAAGUACAUCGAACCUACUAUAAUAUCCGUGGAAGAAGGCGAUGCCACACUCAAAGACGAACUCUUUGGCCCCAUCUUGCCGAUCCUCACCCUCCCCUCUCUAGAUGACGCUAUAAAAUACGUGAAUCGACGUGAAAAGCCGUUGGUUUCGUAUCUUUUCUCCGGCCGAAAGCAGACCAUCGAUCGGGUCACCCAUGAAACUUCGUCCGGAACUCUGACAAUCAACGAUACGAUUAUGCAUAUGACAUUGGAAACCCUGCCAUUUGGAGGUGUUGGCCACUCAGGAACUGGAAAAUACCAUGGGAAAUCGACUUUCGAUACGUUCUCGCACAAGAAAAGUGUUUUCCAUCGAACCGCAGGCUUCGAGAAACUGUUGUGGUGAGUAUUUAUUUGUAGAGAAUGGUAGGAGCAGGUGUGAAGAAACAUUUGAGAGGUGAAAGACGCUGUAGAAUGAGUAAAUUUGGCAAAAUUAUAUUACUUUAGGCAAUGCUUGAUAAAAAUUUCGAUUUUUGAUUGAGAAAAUUUUUUGAGUUGUAAAAUACGAUAGAAAAUACUGAGUAGAGUAUUUUAAUAGUACUGAGUUUAUUGUGGAGUAAUAUAGAAUAGUUUAAAAUGGUUUAAAAUACAGGAUUUUCAAUUUUUUUCUUGAAUUUUUAGACACCUUUUUUCGUAUAAAAUGUCUUCAAAUUUCCAUUUUUGAUGAUUUUCGGAAGCGCAGCAGGCCAAACCGUAUUUUAAAUUUAAUUUGGUCUAUUUUCAGGAUGCGUUAUCCCCCCUUCAACGCCGAUAAACUGACCUGGGCGCGCCGCCUCAGCAUGAAGAUCAGAUUACCCUUCUAA